Molecule: messenger RNA, 1985 nt
Organism: Rhododendron vialii
Lineage: Eukaryota; Viridiplantae; Streptophyta; Magnoliopsida; Ericales; Ericaceae
Exons: 16
Coding region: 139-1635 (498 amino acids)
Source: RefSeq, a predicted model, not a curated record
CUCUCUCUCUCUCUCUCUCUCUCUCUGUAUACAUAUUGUAUUUCACUAUGGGGUUUACUCUCUAGUUUUUCCCUAUGUAACCUUUUCAUCUGUUGCACUGCACGAGUGGGAAAAUUCGCACUCCUCAACCCAACUAUCAUGAGCUUCGCAUUCCCGCGUUUCAUCUUCCAUUUCGGGGUUUCUCCCAAGCCUUCAAACCUCCCAACAAACCAUGGCUUCUUCCUCUUCUCCCCCAAGAAAAGAAGAUUCAAUACAACCACCCCCCUCAUUUCUGCUCAACUGUCAAGUGAGAACCUACUGGUGGUGGUUGGGGGUGGAGCGGCCGGAAUUUACGGAGCGAUUAGGGCUAAGACUUUGGCACCUGAUCUCAACGUGGUGGUUAUUGAAAAGGGGAAGCCUUUGUCAAAGGUAAAAAUAUCUGGAGGUGGGCGAUGCAACGUGACAAAUGGGCAUUGCACUGACAACUUGAUUCUGGCAGAUCAUUAUCCUAGGGGUUAUAAGGAACUCAGAGGCUCUUUCUUCAGCGAGCAUGGUCCGAAGGAUACCAUGUCCUGGUUUACUGAUCACGGGGUGGAACUGAAGACUGAGGAUGAUGGGAGGGUUUUUCCUGCUAGUAACAACUCGUCUUCUGUAGUCGACUGCCUGUUGUCAGAAGCAAAGCAGAGGGGAGGUGCGUAUUUGUCCUCGGUAUUGCAUGUUUUGCUGCAGACUGGAAAAGUUGUUACAACGGCGUCUAUGACUGCUGGUGGGAAGUUCCUUCUGAAGAUUGAGAAGCGUACAGUUGAUAGUGUGGAACAUGUUGAAGCUAAUUAUCUUUUAAUUGCAAGUGGUAGUAGCAGGCAGGGGUAUACUCUUGCUACUCAACUUGGUCAUUCUAUCAUAGAUCCAGUACCAAGCUUAUUCACUUUCAAGAUUGAGGAUCCCCAGUUGGCAGAGUUAUCUGGUGUAAUGGUUUCAUUCCCUAAAGUUAGAGCAAAGUUAAAGCUAGAAACUGUUGGGAGGAGUAUACCACACCUUACACAGGUUGGACCCAUGUUAGUCACGCACUGGGGACUGAGUGGACCAGUAAUCCUUCGAUUGUCUGCUUGGGGAGCCCGCAAUCUGUUCAGUUCUGAUUACAGAGGUACACUAUUCGUGGAUUUUAUUCCUGACCUUCAUAGUGAAGAUGUGAAGUCCUUUCUUAUUGAGCACAAGAAUCAGUUUGUGAAGCAAAAAGUGCUGAAUUCGUGGCCUUCAGAAUUUGGCCUUGUGAAGAGAUUUUGGAAAUAUGUACUAGAUCGUGAGGGUUUAAAUGGGGAUACCUUGUGGGCUUCUCUUUCAAACAAUGCAUUAUUAUCUGUUGCUUCUCAGUUGAAGCAGUGUUCAUUCGUAUUGAAAGGGAAGGGCAUAUUUAAGGACGAAUUCGUCACCGCUGGAGGCGUUCCAAUGUCUGAGGUAGCACUUAGCACAAUGGAGAGCAGGAUACAGUCAAAUCUAUUCUUGGCUGGAGAGGUACUAAAUGUUGAUGGAAUUACUGGAGGUUUCAAUUUCCAGAAUGCUUGGUCGGGUGGAUACAUUGCGGGAACGAGCAUUGGCAAUCUCGCAGUAGCUGCUGGUCUGAAGGAUGAAGUAGAAUUAAGCCUACGGAGUAGUUAAAGUGAAUUAGCUCUUUUGUUUGUACGAAGACACCUAUGUAUCUGAGAAGUUUGGAGGGAAGAUUUUGAAGAUGUCAAUUAGUGGAUUGUGAGCCGAACUUCUCUUCAAUUUUGAUCCUUUGUUUCUUCUUAAUUUUUCUUGUCAAUCGUUGUGUUCUUGUAGGCUAUGUCAUCGACAAUUUAUGUCAGCUGGCAUUAGUCGGACAUAGAUAGCUAUAUGAACAAACAUGUUUGGCAGUGUUGACUCUGUCCCGGCUUUAAUUAGGCUGUAAAUCGUGGGAUUGGUCCCUUUGAUUAUUGGGUUCGUUAAGCCGGAUACCGAAUGAUAACAAAUACUGAUUUUCGUGGAAA